GUGCACGAUUCGGAUAACGCUUUCGCCCACGAGGUACUGGUCGAUCUGCUAAGAAUAAAAUGCGUAUACAGUAUACACCCUUUUCUUUGUCCGACAAACUCCUCGUACCAAGAUGACACUGUGGACUCCCUGUCGUCUUCCCCGGCUCACUCUCUUUGGUCGUUCUCUAUUGCUUGUUACUUCUGAAUUCCUGGCCAAUGCGAUAUGCUGGACCGUCGCAGGAAUUCUAUUCGGUCGUAGCCGAGAAACGCAGCCAAUCCUAAGCUUGGCUUUACUAGCUUGGACGUUGGGUCUACGACACGCUCUUGAUGCUGAUCAUAUAAGUGCGAUUGACAACGCAACAAGAGGCUUGAUAAGUAUGGGCCAACUUCCCGUUACAUGCGGUCUAUUUUUCUCUCUCGGGCACAGUACAAUCGUGGUGGUGGUUAACGUUGCAAUCGCCAUAUCGUCCGAUGUUUACGAGAAAAUAAACGGCGUCGGUACAGUGGGAGGCAUUGUAGGAGCGGCUGUCAGUGGUUCCUUCUUGUUCAUUAUAGGUGUCGAGAAUUCGAUUUUCCUGUGGAAAGCGAUACAGCAGCGUCGAAAAGUGAGCGUCUUGCUCAGGAGAGAACUUACUCACAUGCCGAAACAGAUGAAGAACCCCCAGCAAGACGAGGGCGUCCAGCAGGACAUGGAAGUGCCGCUCGAAGACCCCAAACAUGGCCACAUGCUUAUGAUGAGGAUAUUAGGGCCCGUCAUAACGUUCGUCAACAAACCCUGGAAGAUGUACCCCGUUGGCGUUCUUUUUGGAUUCAGAUUUGAUACUGCAUCUUCGAUCGCCCUUUUAGCCGUUUCAGCCUUGGCGAAAAAGAGAUCUGACGGAACUACUAUUCCUCCUGGUGACAUUGUUAUAUUGCCACUGCUCUUCACGGCCGGCAUGGCGAUGAUAGACUCUUUGGACUCGAUUCUGAUGCUGUACUCGUACUCUGGCUUCCCGGAGCAUUCGUUCGUUCUUUUCGAGAAGCAGAGAUGUUUACUGCCCCUUGAAGAGGCGAUUACAGACUCCCCGGUAGUACAGACUUCAAGGGCGUCUUCUCCCAAAUUUCUCGGGAAUGUUAGCACUAUCGAAGCCGAGCCACAGGCCGUGUCUCCUACUCUCGAAACAGGUAAUGAGUCGGUGCUUUCUCAACGAGCAAGAAACAUGAGAGUAAAGAUGAACAUGAUGUCUGGGCUGAGCAUCAUUCUAACCCUAAUGAGUAUUCUCGUUGCGUUCAGCAUUUCGCUUAUCACUAUCAUGGGACUCAUUGGAGAAAUUUGUACUCCGUGCCAGGAAGCGGCGGAAGCGGAAGAUGGAGCACUUACUGGGAGAUGGUGGAGAGGAUGGGCGAAAGUAAGACAUGUUCCUUCUGCGGAAAUUAUGCUUAUUAUAUUUUCUUUCAAGGCGAAUGACAAUUCGGGAUAUAUCGGUGCAGCAAUUGUUGGAGCUUUCGUACUUAUCGUCGCGGGUUGGUAUGGAGGGCGCUGGAUAAUCAGGAAGAACAGAGAAAGACUAAGAAAUCUUUUAGAAUAAUUUCAUGUAUCUGGGAAAGGCAAUAGAACAAUAAAAACCUGCAGCUGAUGAUGG
Molecule: messenger RNA, 1603 nt
Organism: Desarmillaria tabescens
Lineage: Eukaryota; Fungi; Basidiomycota; Agaricomycetes; Agaricales; Physalacriaceae
Product: NicO-domain-containing protein
Exons: 10
Coding region: 113-1549 (478 amino acids)
Biological process (GO): nickel cation transmembrane transport
Cellular component (GO): plasma membrane
Molecular function (GO): nickel cation transmembrane transporter activity
Source: RefSeq, a predicted model, not a curated record